AUGGGACGAUUGACAGGCAAAGUGGCCCUGGUGACCGGUUCGGCCUCUGGAUUCGGCGAAGCCAUUGUCCACGGCUUCGCAGAGCAAGGCGCACACGUCCUGAUCGCCGACAUAGCGGUGGAGAAAGGGAAGGGCGUCCAAGCCGCCAUUGCCAACAAACAGUAUCCCGACGGCGGCACGGCGCACUUCGUCGAGCUGAACGUCACCAGCAAACAAUCGUGGAAGGACGCGUUGGAAUUCGCAAAGACGACGUUCGGGAAGCUUGACAUCGUGGUGAACAACGCGGGGACGACGUACCGGAAACAAGACUCCAUGGGCGUGUCCGAGGCCGACUUCGACAAGAUCGUCGCGGUCAACAUUAAGAGCAUUUAUUGGAGCGUCGCCGUGGUGAUGCCGUACUUUGUUGAGCGGAAACAGGGUGUCUAUGUGAACACUUCGUCCGUGGCCGGUGUGCGAGUGAGGCCCGGACAGGUCUUUUAUGGCGGGACCAAGGGCUUCUUGAAUACGGUAACCCAAGGCCUCGCAGCCGAAUACGGCCCGCACGGCAUCCGGGUGAAUUCGAUAUGUCCCGUCCGAGGGGCCACAGGCCUUUUCGAAAUGUUCAGUGGCGUGGAAGAUACACCGGAGGAACGGGCGCGGCUGGCACAGUCCGUGCCCCUGAGACGGAUGGUGGAGCCCAAGGAUAUUGCUGCGGCGGCAAUCUACCUCGCCAGUGACGAAGCCGCCUUCGUGAGCGGUGUCAAUUUCCCGGUCGAUGGAGGCCGGCUAGCAGUUUGA
Messenger RNA from Fonsecaea erecta, 777 nucleotides. RefSeq lists its product as hypothetical. The record is from RefSeq and is a predicted model, not a curated record. NCBI's taxonomy places the organism in Eukaryota, Fungi, Ascomycota, Eurotiomycetes, Chaetothyriales, Herpotrichiellaceae. Gene Ontology annotation, molecular function: oxidoreductase activity. The transcript is spliced from 2 exons. The coding region runs from base 1 to 777 and encodes 258 amino acids.